Molecule: messenger RNA, 3824 nt
Organism: Eleginops maclovinus (Patagonian blennie)
Lineage: Eukaryota; Metazoa; Chordata; Actinopteri; Perciformes; Eleginopidae
Product: TLC domain-containing protein 4-B-like
Exons: 7
Coding region: 369-1160 (263 amino acids)
Biological process (GO): lipid homeostasis
Cellular component (GO): endoplasmic reticulum; membrane
Source: RefSeq, a predicted model, not a curated record
ACACACACACACACACACACACACACGCACACAACACACAGUAACGCCCCCAGGUUUCUGUAAUCGAGCGUCGAGCUGCAGGAUCCGCGAUAGCGCACGUUUCUUCGGAUGGGAUCCUCGGUAAACACUGCAAAGCUGCCUCGGAUGCGGAGCUCCAGCCCCGCAUCAUCCCCCACAAGUUGUUAGCGUGUGUGUGUGUGUCUGUCUGUCUGUUUGUGUGUGGAUAAAGAGGCGGGCUUCUCUUGGUGUAUCAAAAAAUGACUCGACAUGACUCAAUUUACACGGAAAACGACCCUGGGAAGCAUAACCAGCUGCGAGAGUGAGGCUCAGAUCAUCUGAAUGAAAGUCAGACGUGUGGUUGGGUGGCCAUGGACCCAUUCAGCCUGCUUAUCCUCACCAUCUCGGUAAUCAGUUUCUUCACCUUCCAGUGGCUCUUCCACACAGUCAGCCCCUGGGUGUCCAUACGCAUCAGCCCCAGCUUCCGCGGCCUCAGUGACAAGCAGAAGGUGGAAUGGAACUCAAGGACGGUGUCGACGUUUCACGCACUGUUGGUGGGAAUCUUCUGUCUCUACAUCUUGUUCUUUGAUGAUCCCGUCAAUGAAGAUCCAGUUUGGGGAGAUCCUACACUGGUGAAGACUAAUGUUGCCAUCACAACAGGCUACCUCAUAUCUGAUCUGCUGCUAAUAUUUUACUAUUGGAAGGCCAUAGGCGACAAGUUUUUUGUAGUUCACCACCUGGCAGCGUUGUAUGCUUACUACUAUGUACUGGGCGUUGGAAUGUUGCCUUAUUUUGCUAACUUCCGUCUGCUUGCUGAGUUUUCCACGCCAUGUGUUAACCAGCGCUGGUUCUUUGAGGUACUAGGUUAUCCUAAGUCCUCCCGGCCCAACAUGGCGAAUGGUGUUGCCAUGGCAGUAGUCUUUUUCGUGGUCCGCAUCGCCGUCAUGCCGGUCUACUACAUCCGUAUGUACUUGGUGUAUGGCACCGAUGCCUUCUACCUGGUGCCCUGGGGGGGCCGCGUAGCCUGGAUCGGCUCCAGUAUCUGCCUGGACAUCAUGAACGUUAUGUGGAUGCAUAAGAUCGCACGUGGCUGCUACAGGGUGCUGCGCUCGGCACAAGGGAGCAAAGCCGGAGCACCUCAGGAGAAUGGGAAAAGGGAUUAAGGGAAACAGGGUGUCAGUGGUGAGAGAACGCCACAGCAGAGACAAAUGACAUCAUUAGCACUGUGUUGGACAGCCGUUGGUCAAACCUGCGAGGUGAUGUUACAAGACCGAAUGUAAUGAAGGAAUUAUUUUGGAAAGCAGGAGUAAUAAAGGACCGUUCAACAGGGCGUCCCUAAGCCACGGAAUGGCCUCUUAGCAAUAUGAGCAUGGCGAAUUGCCAAUCUGAAAAACGUUCGUCCAAGGAUUUGAGGAUUGCCACAAAUCGUCAAAAAGUUGACCUUUCUUUAUGCUCAACAACAGACUUUAAAAUAUUUUGUUUUUCAUUAUUAUUACUGCUGCCUGAGUCCCACGAUGGAAAUGAGGGUAAAGCAAAGAUCUAAAGGGAACCUGGGAAACGUUCUCUGUAAUGGUCAGUGCCAUACAAUCAUAGUCAGAGGCCUGUUGAGGAGAAGAGUCAAGCAUCUCUUUUUCCUCAGGAAAUCUACGUUUGCAGGGACUUGAAUGCCACAAGAUGGGAUAUUCAGUGCAAUCACAGAGGAGAACAGUUAUUUAAGUCAUUGAAUCACACACCCACAGUCAUUAGGUUCAGAGGUUUGAAUGAAAGCCAGCCUAUUAAGAAGUGUAUUUGCUAUUGUGAGUCUGUCUGCCUUUGAUUGGUUUGGAUUAAAGUGUAUUUCUUUUGUCUUGCUGGGGUCAAGGCAAAUCGUUUUUAAACAAAUAAAGAUCCUGUUUUUAAUGAAAAAAGACUAAUGUAUGGAGGACCUUAGAAUUAGUGAAAGGGAAACUGAAUGUUGCCGCUGUGUUGCUGACAUUUAGCAAUGCAAGACUUUUCCUUAAGUCAUCUCCAGAUAUUUAAACCCACAUCAUUGAAUUGGAAUUGGAAAACAAAAUUGCAUUAGAUACACAAAGUUAUAUUGAUGACACUGUUUUGUAGAGCCGGCAUCAUAUUUAUUUCACAUGUAUGCAUCACAUGUGCGAUGCAUGUAAAGGGACACUCAUUCAGAAUCAGUGUUGUAGUCAAAGAGCAACUGCUUUGAAAUGUUGGUAGUAGAUCUGACACUCUUCCAGUUUGGUUUGGCAAUAGGUUUAUAUAAUAUUCCUGUUUAUAAUAUUGUGAAAUUAACAUUAAAAUGGUAAUGGUUUGGUAAAAUCAGAGACAAUAAUCAGUAUUUGAAAUGGUAAUACUUCUGUAUAUAUGUUAAAGAUAUUUUGUGGUUAUUUUAGAGCAUUUUGUGACAAAUAGCUUCUGUUCUGUAUGAUUUCCAGCUGUUAAACACCAUGUGCACUUCCAUAGUUAUUCAUGAUACAAAAUAUACUGUUAUGUUUUCAGUUGAAUAUGUAGAAGUUACGAGGAUUCACCCCACCGUUGUUUCUAAAGCGAUAUUCUACAGACACAGCAGUUAAUCGUCGUACAACACUGAACAAAACCGUACAAGGCUUUCAGGACAAAUGUAUCAUUUGUUCAAAUUAAAGAUGGCAAUUCAUAGAUGAUUUACAAAACUUGAAUUUAUAUUGAAACUGUAUCUUCAUGAGCUGUACAUCACUAGCUUCUAUCAAAAGUGUUGCUAGUUUUGGAAGUAGGCCUUGUUGUUCAGCGCUUGAUUUUGUUGCCUUUUUAAAAACAACUUCUGAUUGCACAGUGAAUAUUUUGUUACACCCCUACAACACUGUUUUUUUUUUUCUUCCAUGUCUGAUGCCUGUCGAAAGUGAUUGUUCAGCCUUUGUUAUAGCUCCAAAUGUAAAUCCAAGCGGCAUGUGAAGGCUGGUUGUUUUAGUGCUUUUGUUUUGUCGUGGUUUUAAGUUCAAAUUUACGUUACGUGCCAGUGCUUUAGCCAUUCAUGCGAAAUACUUUUCAGUGCCAACCAUGAUUUGUUCUGUUGUCACACAGCUCUGUAGUCACGGUGUGAUGCGGCUCAGUGAAGUUUGGCUUGGUCAAAAGUGUGAAAGACUUUUGCGCCAUUUUAUUACAGACACUGUUUGGAACAGGAUGGACUCUGGCUAUGAGACACUAUCUCACAUCUUAGAUAACCGUCAGGAUGUGUUAAUAUUUCACUGGGAAUAAAUGGAAAUCAUAAAAGGGUUUCAGGUCAGCAUUCUGUUAGAACCAGGUGUGGCUCUGUAUGCAUGGUCUAUUUGAUCUUCUUCAUGCACCCUCUAUAACUGCAUGUGGUAUUGCAUGGGGAUCGCACUGUAAACAGAUAUACAUUUUGCAAGACAACUUUUGUUAAUUAUUUUUCUUAGUGCAUAAUGUUUACCUAACGUUUUUCUUGUACUGUGUCACAUAAUGUAGUGUAGUACAGAUGGUGAUGCGGCGAGAACAUAAAGAUAUUUUGUAUAAUAUCCUGCACAGAGAGAGGUCCUAAGGGAAUACUUGAAUACUGGUCAGCACAGUCUAUAACAUUCUGGGCACUCAGAAUAAACAUGAAUACUAAGAGCAUCUAGCAUUGUGUCUGUACCAUUGUCUUUAAUUUAUUAAUCCAAAAGCAGAUGCUGCGGUAACAGAGAGCCCAGUGCUGGUGUCUGUGUUUCUGUUCUGAAUGUCGUACGAGCAGAGAUGUGAGUAGACGGAGUGUUUAGUGACAUUCUAUGAAUGUAUUGGAGAAGAGGAAAUACUUGUCAUUUACAUUUUCACUUGUUCUUUCCAAUAAAUACCAAAUUAACUGA